Pseudoliparis swirei is the source of this 1330-nucleotide messenger RNA. It is a transcript of the gene tmem74b, whose product is annotated as transmembrane protein 74B. The coding region runs from base 1 to 882 and encodes 293 amino acids. The transcript is spliced from 2 exons. NCBI's taxonomy places the organism in Eukaryota, Metazoa, Chordata, Actinopteri, Perciformes, Liparidae. The record is from RefSeq and is a predicted model, not a curated record.
AUGGCGUCCUCUUCCACAGGCGUAGAGCUCCGGGAGCUGAGAGGGGGCGGAGCCUCAGUGGGCUGCGCCGCCCACGGGUUUGAGAACGCCUCAUACCAGCAGGACGAGCAGCACGACCUCCGCCAGCCUGAGGCUCCGCCCCCAACCUCUGGCGCCAGCAAGGGAGUGCAGCAGCAUCAGGAGCUCCAUCCUCGGUCAUACGAUGAAGAGGAAGGAGGAGGAGCAGGAACAGGAGGAAGAGGAGGAGGAGGAGGAGGAGGGCAGGAGGACGGACAGGACUUCCCAGAGGUCCGGCCGGCCGCCGACCGCUCCGCGGACUACGGCUUCAUCUCGGCGCUGGUGCUCCUGGUGAGCGGCGUGGCGCUCGUGGUCGUGGCCUACGCCAUCCCGCGGGAGGCCCGGGUGGAGCCGGGCUCGGUGCCGGCCCGGCAGAUGGAGCAGCUGGAGCGGUUCUACGCGCGGCUCGGCUCCCACCUGGACCGCUGCAUCAUCGCGGGCCUCGGCCUGCUGACGCUGGGCGGCAUGUUCCUGUCGGCGCUGCUCAUGGCGUCCGUCUGCCGGGGGGAGGUGCACCGGCGCCGCCGCCACGCCUUCGUCAGGCCCAGGAGGACGUACGGCUCCGUCCACCUGAGGAUGAAGCAGCUGGCCACCGGAGAGGAGGGGGGAGGAGGAGGAGGAGGCGGAGGAGGAGGAGGAGGAGGAGGCGGCGAUGACAGGGACGGAAGGGAGGAUUUGUUGGUGGAGCGAGUCGUGCUGCCGGGUCCAAAAGGGGACGCCAAAUCAGAACCUGGACCCAGCAGGAUCCCCUCUGCUCCUCCUGCUGCUCCUCCUCCUCCUGUGUCUCCUCCCUCCUCCUCGGCCGCUCCCCAACGAGUCAACUGACUUGUGUCACGCCUCCUCUUGAGUGAGAUCCCAACAUGGGGACGCCAAACGGUGCGGAGAAACACGUUGAGCCCAGAGCAGCUUUCACCGCCGUUACCGGGACGGAGACGUUACCGGGACGGAGAGGUUACCGUAUUAUGGUCUGUAUGGUGAGCCACGGUUAACACAACCACACACACACACUCUCACACACACAAAUACAGAAACAUAUUAUUAUAAUUAAUCGCCUUAGAAGACUAAUGUCUGAUUAGAAAACCCUUGUGCAAUUAUGUUAGCACAGCUGAAAACAGUUAUGCUGGUGAUAUAAGCGAUACAACUGGCCUUCCUUUGAGCUUGAAGUUUGAAGAACAAAAUUAAUACUUCAAAUAUGAAUCAUUAUUUCUAACCUUGUCAAUGUCUUGACUAUAUGUUCUAUGAAAUGUUCAAUUCAUUUAUAAAUAAAAGUGAG